AUGGACCCCGAGAAUCCGAACGCGUUCAAGCGGAGCUCCAUGCACCAAGCACUAUACAGUCGUCCAGUGGAACGGCGUGCAAGCAAGAAGUCUUCAUCUAGGGAUCGGCAUGGUAUGGUCUAUCCCGACAGUUUCCGAGACACUAGCAUUCGAACUGUGACGCCAGAGUCGCACUCCCCCGCCAACCAUUCCCCCUUAUCCGAACCGGAGCACCUCACGGGUGCUUCCUCUUCGCCUCGAAAUACCGUACGACCACGGCCCAACGAACCCGAACGUCGUCGGGAUUUCAACAAGCACUCAUCUGGGGCAGGCGAAGAAGAUCCUCCGGAAGCAAGGAGUCAACGGGCGCGAUCGCGGACAACGGCAGCUGAGGAGCAACGCAACGACAUCACCCCCAGCACCUUCAAAGCUCGAACGCGGGUCGGGUCAAUUAACACAGCCAGUCCGUCUCAACAAAAAUUGCCUGAAGAUCCCUCGUCAUCCAUCGGUUUUCCGUCGAUUGAGACCCCGAAAUACAGCAGCCAGACCGUCCCUCGCCAUCGACUGAGUAAAGCUGCCGGCCUGGUCGCCGGUGGAGCACAAAAUCAAGACUCGUUUUCCUCACCCCUCUCGGGUGCAGAAGCAACAAAGAUCCUGCAGUUGAUGAAGACUACCUGUGGUAGAAUGCAUGGAAUCCUAUCCUUUCGAACAGCCUCGACCACUGCCUGGACAUCCGGAUACUGCGCCAUUAACGUCGCUACUGGAAGUCUCAUUUACCAAGCCAAGGGGGAGCCGGCAUUGGCCAAAACGUUAAUUCCAGAUCUACGUGGUUGUCGAGUUCGCACACUGUGGGAUCCUGAGCUCCAAUGCACCUAUCUGAGCGUUCACACAUUUACCUCUGGGCUUGGGAUACAACUGCGACCUCACGUGAACGAGACCUUUGAUUCCUGGCUUGCAGCUCUACUUUGCUGGCAACCAAUUCGGCCCAAAGGUGUUCAGAACAAGAUGACAAAGCCUCAAGAGGUUGUGAUUGGAGACCGGCGGAUCCCCAAACGUCGACGCAACUCGGAAAGUGCAGCACAAAAGGAUGCAACUAUCAUCAAAGUUGGCAAGAUGCUUCUAUGGGACAAGCCGUCUGCUUCCGGUGCAAUGCCGGUGUCCGGACGCCGCGUGUCCACGUACAGACAGUCAAGGGCCCUUUCUUCCUCGUGGCAGAAGGUGAGCUGCACACUACAAGAAAACGGCUUUUUUAAGCUCUACACAGAAUCCGACGUGGCUCUCCUAGCAUGUGUGCAGUUAUCUCAGUUAUCACGCUGCGCUAUUCAGCAGCUGGACCCCUCGGUGUUGGAUGAUGAGUUUUGCAUUGCUAUCUACCCUCAAUAUACGGCACACCCAGUACCCGAUUCCAACCUGCGGCCUAUAUACCUUGCUCUUGAAAGCCGCGUUCUCUUUGAGGUGUGGUUUGUGCUUCUCCGCGCAUUCACAAUCCCAGAACUUUACGGUCCUGUGUCUCAGGGAGAGGAUCCCGAUAAAACACCAGAAGCCGAGACCACCGACCCACCCUCGACCAAAGACAUGUUUCGGAUUGAACGAUUCUUGAGCUUGAAAAUUGUGGAGGCGAAGCUGUUUCGCGCCAGAGAGGAAGACACUCCCCGGAAGCCGAAAGGCAUCAAGAUCACAUGGCAUGCCUAUGGGGAAAUUCGUGGCAAGACUGCUGUCAAAUAUCGCACCAUGAAUCCUUUCUGGCGGGAAGAUUUCCUCUUCCCUGAUCUGCCGCCAGUACUAUCACAAGCCUCCAUCCUCGUCAAAACUCUUAACCCGACACAGAGAGACUGGACACUUGUCGCCAACGGAACAUACGCACCCAAUCAAGAUGUGAGUGCUAUGAACAUGCUGGAUGAGAUCGAGAUUUCUGCAAAUGACAUCAUCUUCGGACGGGUAGACCUGCGACUUGAAGAAUUGGAUGCCGGCGUGGAUAUCGAAAAGUGGUGGCCUAUCCUGGAUAAUCAAGACCAGGCAAUUGGCGAGAUGUUCAUGAGAGCCCGGAUGGAGGAAACCGUUGUCUUGAUGUCCGAUGAGUACUCGGCGAUGUCGGAACUUCUCCACUCCUUCACCAAUGGCCUCACAAUCAACAUGGCACAGCUGAUGUCGUCGGAGCUAAAUCACCUGGCCGAGAUGCUUUUGAACAUUUACCAGGUCUCGGGGUCAACGGUGGAAUGGAUCUCAGCCUUGGUUGAAGAUGAAAUCGAUGGGGUCCACAAAGAAUCCACCACCAACCGGCUGAGGUAUACGACGAGGAUUCAUUCGAACAACUCACAGGAGACUAGUCAAGAGCGCGAGGUCCUUGUCAGGGACAUGGGAAGGACGGCCACUGUGGAGGCUAACCUCUUGUUUCGUGGAAACUCGCUUCUAACCAAGGCCCUCGAUCUUCACAUGCGUCGUUUGGGCAAGCAGUAUUUGGAGGAAACUAUCGCGGAACGACUACGUGAUAUCGAUGAGAGCGAUCCGGAAUGCGAAGUCGAUCCAUCUCGAGUUCCACGCCACGAGGAUCUUGAUCGCAACUGGCGAAACCUUACAGCCCUCACUACAAGCGUGUGGAACUCCAUUGCGGGAUCUGCGUCGAGGUGUCCUCCAGAACUGCGACGCAUCUUCCGGCAUGUUAGGGCAUGUGCAGACGAUCGCUAUGGUGACUUCCUCCGGUCUGUGACGUACAGUAGUGUUUCUGGUUUCCUGUUCCUACGCUUUUUCUGUCCGGCCAUUCUGAACCCGAAGCUUUUCGGCCUCUUGAAAGAUCACCCUCGUCCUCGUGCACAGCGAACUUUGACCCUCAUUGCCAAAGCUUUGCAGGGUCUGGCCAAUAUGACAACAUUCGGCAAUAAAGAACCUUGGAUGGAACCGAUGAACAAAUUCCUCGUCGCUCAUCGCUCGGAAUUCAAGGACUUUGUUGAUUCGGUUUGUGCUAUCCCCGCCGACCGACCAGUUCCUGUCGUCACACCCUCCUACACCACUCCCAUCCAAAUCCUUGGGCGGUUGCCGCCCACAUCGCGCGAGGGAUUCCCUAGCCUUCCAUUUCUCAUUGACUAUGCUCGCUCCUUCGCAAACUUGAUACGUGUCUGGCUUGAUAUCUCCCCCGAACGACUCAACGAAUUGACCGAGCUGGACGUCAGCCUGGCUAAGUUCCAGAAAGAAGCCCUUCGCUUGCAGGCACGCACUGAGGAGUGUCUCAGAAGAGCAGAGCAAGCCGAGCGGCCAAAUGGGAACCUUGAGAUCAAAUGGGAAGCACUGGUGGAUUCGAUGGAACGACCCGUAACCUUCUACGACGAAAGCUCAAGCAAACCCAAUACCCCGGCGCCAGAAACGUCAAUUGGUACUGCACCGGCCCCAAGCAGCCAUCGCAAUUCGAUUGGCUAUUUUGCUACGCGUCCUGCACUUCCCCGCCGGUCCACUGACCACGUCCCCGAUGCCGAGGAUGACACGCCCCCAAGCUCAUCAUCGGCGACUUGGGACCAAAGCCGCAUCCCAUUCUCCAUCCCACGUUGGUCUGACCCACGCGACAGCACCGGAAGCUCGAAGAACUCCUCGACCUACUCGCUCGAGCACUCCGAUUCCUCCAAGGCACGCAGGGCCAGCGUCACGAAAGAGUCCUCCUCGAGCAAGUACCGCUUCUUUGACUUUGUUCCUGCACCCUCCCGACGCAAGGCCAAGGACCGUGACCAGAAUCAAAACCACUCGCACGAGGAUCUACGCAAUGAGUCUUAA
This is a messenger RNA of Penicillium mononematosum, 3738 nucleotides long. RefSeq names its product GTPase-activating protein BUD2. The record is from RefSeq and is a predicted model, not a curated record. NCBI's taxonomy places the organism in Eukaryota, Fungi, Ascomycota, Eurotiomycetes, Eurotiales, Aspergillaceae. Gene Ontology annotation, biological process: regulation of GTPase activity. The coding region runs from base 1 to 3738 and encodes 1245 amino acids. The transcript has 3 exons.